AUGAUGGAUUGGAGGGAGAUAUCAAAAGCUUUUUGCCUUGGUUUUUUUCCGUUGCGCUGCCAUGAUUCGAACCUUUUUCUCUUUUUCUUGAAAACUCUUUGUGCCAAUUUAGCGUGAUGAACGAAUUUGAUGGAGGGAUGGAUGGAAAGGGUGGCGGCGUGUAUCUGAUAUGAGGGGUGGAUGGCCAGCUUUGAUUUCUUCUUUACGUGCGCUUGUAAUAAUAGAGGCGGCGGCUUUGCUUGGUUUUUUCGACCCUCAUAGCUUCAUGUCUUCUUCCUGCCUUUUCGUUCCUCCUUUGACCGCUAGCUGCUCGCAUUGUGCUGGUCACGAAAUGUACAUCAGCGGGAAAGAACACCAAAAAAAGAACUUGUAUAGAAAAGGAACCUUUGCCUAGUACUACAUUCCCAA
Molecule: messenger RNA, 408 nt
Organism: Amorphotheca resinae ATCC 22711
Lineage: Eukaryota; Fungi; Ascomycota; Leotiomycetes; Helotiales; Amorphothecaceae
Exons: 2
Coding region: 170-394 (74 amino acids)
Source: RefSeq, a predicted model, not a curated record